AUGGCAAAACAGCACAAAGGUGAUAAACCAAAGAUUAGAUGUCUAUGCAGAAAAUGCAGAAAUGUGAAGUACUACUCUGUUCAUGUUGUUGAGAGUCAUCUGCUGUAUAAGGGGAUGGAUAGUACUUAUACAUAUUGGAAAUUUCAUGGGGAAACUCUGCCUAAUGAAAAUUCAAAUGUUCAUUCAUGUUGUGAUAAUGAGCAUGAAAUUAAUGCUAACAAUGCAAAAGUAAAUGAUGACAACAUACAAGAAAUUUUAGAAGACAUCUAUUGGGGGACCUUUAAUGAAGAAGAAUUAAAUGGUGGGAGCAAUAAGGAGGUUUCUUUUAGAAAAGAAGAUGAAUUGGAAAAUUUUGAUAGAUUAUUUAAAGAUGCUAAGCGGGCCUUAUAUCAUGGCUGCAAAAAGUAUUCAAUAUUACUUUUUGUUGUAAAAUUGCUACACCUGAAGGUACUCAAUCGAUGGAGUAAUAAAUCUUUUACCAUGCUUCUUCAACUGUUGAAUGAUUCCUACCCUGAUGAUAACUUACUUCCGUCCUCUUACUACGAUUCAAGAAAGUUAUUGGGGAGCAUUGGGUUGCGAUGUGACCUGGUUCAUGCAUGCAAGAAUGACUGUGUUCUCUUUUGGAAGGAAUAUGAAGGAUUGGAUCAUUGUCCAAAAUGCUUGCAAUCUAGAUGGAAAAUAAAUGAUGGCAAAGGUAAAAAAAUUCCUCAAAAGAUUCUUCGCUACUUUCCUUUGAAGCCAAGACUGCAGAGACUGUUUAUGUCAAGAAAAAUAGCAUCUUAUAUGAGAUGGCACAAGGAAAAACGAGUUGAAGAAAUAGGGGUCUUAAGUCAUCCAGCAGAUGGUGAAUCAUGGAAAGAAUUUGAUAAGAAAUUUCCAUGGUUUGCUGAAGAUGCUCGAAAUGUUCGUCUUGCAUUGUCAAGUGAUGGUUUCAACCCUUUCAAUAAUAUGUGUAACUCCUAUACACUUAUGUGGACUAUAAAUGACUUUCUGGCUUAUGGGGACUUAUCUGGUUGGGUGACCAAGGGAAAAAUGGCAUGCCCUUGCUGCAAUGAUAAAACGGACUAUCAGUCAUUGAGAAACAAGAUUGGUUACUUGGGCCACCAUCGCUUUUUGCCUGAUAAUCAUGUGUGGCGAAAUGAUGGCAAAAAAUUUAAUGGCAGGGUAGAGAGAAGGUUGAAACCACGGGAAUUGUCAGGUGAAGAAAUUCUUGAACAAUUAAAAGUUGUUGAGGGUGUAACACUUGGAAAAAAUCCAAAUACUAAGAAAAGGAAGCGCAGUCUUGAAGAAAGAAACUAG
This is a messenger RNA of Coffea eugenioides, 1299 nucleotides long. RefSeq lists its product as uncharacterized. The record is from RefSeq and is a predicted model, not a curated record. The coding region runs from base 1 to 1299 and encodes 432 amino acids. NCBI's taxonomy places the organism in Eukaryota, Viridiplantae, Streptophyta, Magnoliopsida, Gentianales, Rubiaceae. The transcript is spliced from 2 exons.